Molecule: messenger RNA, 700 nt
Organism: Anarrhichthys ocellatus (wolf-eel)
Lineage: Eukaryota; Metazoa; Chordata; Actinopteri; Perciformes; Anarhichadidae
Product: receptor-transporting protein 3-like
Exons: 2
Coding region: 196-675 (159 amino acids)
Biological process (GO): protein insertion into membrane; protein targeting to membrane
Molecular function (GO): olfactory receptor binding
Source: RefSeq, a predicted model, not a curated record
UUCCUUUAAACUCUCUAUUGGCAGAGUCACAGUACUUUUAAGUUUACUUUUCCUUGAAUUCUCUAUUUGUCGAGUCAUAGUCUCUCAACCAAGGCAUGAUACGUCAUUCUCACAAGUUGCUUGUAUACUGUGCAGAUCAGCUGUCAGUGUUUAGUCUCUUCGUCUUCAGCCACCAGCACUACUGGCACCGAAAGGAUGGCACUGUCAGAGUGGACACCUGUCUUCCAGAUUAAAGCAAAUAUUCUUAAACAAGGAGACUCCUGGUGUCUGCAGUUUGAUGACAGUCUUGUGCCUGACAGCCCGAACUCUGGCUGGGAGCAGUACAUUCGGAACACAUGUGCCAGGUUUGAAUGCUCUGACUGUGGAAGAAGCUGGCCUUCCAACCGGGUGAUGGUGGUCUUCCACAUGUGCCUGUCAAACGGGCAGGGCGUUGUCAAAGUGAGGCCCUUCCGUCAGAACUGCAAGACGUGCAGUGACGCCCCAAUGGAAAGGCCCAGCAUCACCCCAGAGAACAUCGACAUCCUCCUGGAGAAGCUGGUGGAGAAGAUCAGAAUAAAAUGCUACCAUGAAAACCUGGGCAAAGUAAACAGGCCUUUUGUAAGCGUGGAUGUCAAAAGCCCCCAUGAGCCUGAUCAUUGUGAGGCCUGUAUGCAAGGCAUCUGUACAAGGGACUGAGCUUGUGUUGCUAUUAAGGUAGCCU